This is a messenger RNA of Toxorhynchites rutilus septentrionalis, 3877 nucleotides long. RefSeq lists its product as uncharacterized. The transcript has 4 exons. The record is from RefSeq and is a predicted model, not a curated record. The coding region runs from base 571 to 2403 and encodes 610 amino acids. Lineage: Eukaryota; Metazoa; Arthropoda; Insecta; Diptera; Culicidae.
CACUCUUGCCGAGACAACCGCACCGUAAAGACACGAACACGAUCGCGCGGGGAUCCGCUGCACUUAUGAAAUUUUUUGGGUAGCAAGCUUUUUUGUGCCUCCUUAUCGUACGCGGAGACCGUAGUUGAGGAAGUGAAACCACCCGCAUUGCGUUCUAUCCCAUCGUUGCGAUUCUGUGGCGCAGGAUUAUGGUACUGAUAGUGAACUAAACAAACGGAAUAAUUUGCGUCGCUUUGGAAGAGUGUUGUUACCUUCUGGAACAAAAAUCUGGAUUAAAGUGAUUAGCUGAAUGUGAGAUCAUCAGAGAAAUUCGGAAUUCUAAACGAAAAUUUGUAGUGAAGCUCCCGCUCACGACGUGAAGUGUCGUACUCUGAAUCGAAAAGUGUUGAUUCGCUGAAUCAGAAGCAUGCUCAGAAGUUGAACAAAUCAAGUACCGAGUAUUGCAACGUGAAAAACUGAAGAGACAACCUCUGGAACCCGUGGAAAGCUGUGAGAGUCGAGAUUUGGAUAUCUUAAAGUUUAGCGCGAAAGAUUAAUUUUUUUAACAGAUACCACCCGUCAAAAUAGAGGAUGCGCUUGACUAGGAUAUUUUACACGACGUUACUGAUCGGCAUCUUGCAGAUAUCGGAGGCCGACGAUCAGGUGGAGGUAGUCAAAGCUGUAAGUCCGGGCGACGAGGCGGAGAAACGCGAGAAUGAUCCGGACCAGGUGGCGCUUGAAUCCGUCGAUCAGGAUCACCAGGGUUCCUCGUCGGUGCAUUCGUUCCCGCAGCAUAUACCACUGUCGAUUGGACACGGCCCCGGGCCGCAGCCGCACGGGCCCGGUCCUGCUGGAUCGUUAGGGCCCAUUCUUGGGCAUGGAGCGAGUAGAGGUGCGCAGCUUACCAUAGGCCAAUCCUACGGUCCACCUCCACCACCGUUGCCUCUGCCAGCGGCACACGCAUACCACGGUCCUCCGCCACCGCCCCCGAAGUCGAUACAACCAACCGAUCUGGCUCCGGAGAAGCUGUACGGUGCUCCCCUCGCGGGUAAUGACCUGUGGUCUUCGCCGCUCCAGGAUAUGCCGAAGAUCGUCUCGCUGGAUGUGAAGUGCGAGAAGCAGGGCAUGAAGGUGUUCGUCCAGUUCGAUAAGCCAUUCUUUGGGAUUAUCUUCUCCAAGGGACACUACAGCAACCACAACUGCGUGCAUCUGCCGGCAGGACUGGGCAAAUCAUCGGCAUCGUUCGAUAUCGGGAUUCACGAGUGUGGGACAGCCGGAAAUACCGACAACGCACUGUACAACAGCUACUCGGGUACGGAAACGGGAGCGGGUUCGUACUUCGAGAACAUCAUCGUGCUGCAGUACGACCCACAAGUGCAGGAAGUGUGGGAUCAGGCUAGGAAGUUGAGGUGUACUUGGCACGAUCAGUACGAGAAGAGCGUAACGUUCCGACCAUUCCCGGUGGAUAUGCUGGACGUGAUUCGGGCAGACUUUGCCGGAGAUAACGUUGGCUGUUGGAUGCAGAUUCAGGUUGGUAAAGGACCAUGGGCCUCUGAGGUUUCUGGAUUGGUGAAGAUCGGACAAACGAUGACGAUGGUACUGGCGAUUAAGGACGACGACAGUAAAUUCGACAUGUUGGUGAGGAACUGUAUGGCUCACGACGGUAAACGUGCCCCGAUUCAGCUGGUAGACCAAAGAGGUUGUGUGACCCGGCCGAAACUAAUGUCUCGAUUCACCAAGAUAAAGAACUUUGGUGCGAGUGCAUCUGUGCUGUCGUAUGCCCAUUUCCAGGCCUUCAAAUUUCCAGAUUCUAUGGAGGUUCACUUCCAGUGUACGAUUCAAAUUUGUCGCUAUCAAUGUCCAGAGCAGUGUACAGAUCCGGGAAUAUUGGACGUACAUCACCUGUCUGGUGGCCCAGAACAUCAACAGUAUGGACCACCACCGCCACCAACCUUGGAUGCUCACGUGUUCGCUGCCAGUCGCAAGCGAGAUGACCGCCGAAUUCGUCGAACUCGUGCUGCCGACGAUGCCCCAGAAGAGAAGGAAGAUGUCGGCAUGAAACGAAUCAUUCGCGUAGUUUCGCCCGGUGAUUUGACUUUCCCAAUCGGCAGCCAGAAUGGGACCAACGAUUCCACCAUGAUCUUCCCUGCCCGGGAAGAGGGUCUGAUUUGUAUGACAACUCCUGGCUUUACGGUUACGAUCGUAGUCCUGCUCUCGAUCCUGAUUGCCUCCUGCAUAACGUCCGCGUUCCUCUGCGUACGGCUGAAGCCAUUCUCUCUCUCCAGCAAGGAAAGAUCGGUGGCGUUCACCAACCCUCACCUCAGCCCAUCGACCGCAUCGAUCAUAUCAAGUGGUCCCAGCUCUAUGGUCAGUGGAACGAUCAAGUCCACCAAAUCCACCAAAUCGAGGAGCUUCUAUUCGUAAAUGAGCAAGAGACAAGACUGGUCGCUAAGAAACAGUAUAACACAACAGCACACGCACACAUUACAAAAUUACUCGAACCGAAACACACGCGCACACACGCAGAGACAUGCACCCACACACCCGUAAGAAUAUGUUAUUCAUAUGGUUCUGAUUUCGGCGCAAACUGUUAACCUGCAACAUGAUACAAACUGUCAGAAGAUAUACAGAGAGCUAGAGAGAACAAAAAACGAUUUAUUUUGAUAGAAAAACGUAACUUAUUUAUUUAUUUAGUAGCAAAUCUAUUUAAUUGGUUAGCCGAGAAAUGAGAAGAGGAAAGCAGGCGAAAAGACCGUUGUUGACGUUAAGUUUUUGUUUGGUUCACCUUUCGUUGUUUGGUCUUUUGUUAAUGUUCGGGCCUUCUAUUUUUCAAAGCUGACCACACUCGAGAUACAGUAGUAGGGAAUAAGCAGAUAAGUAUCGCAUUAUUAGGGAAAAGUGACAGCGAUAUUUUGAAAUUUAAGCGACCGGAGGCAUAGUUCAUUGAGAUGAAAAAAAAACAAGGUAAAAAAAGCAAAAAAAAAGGAAGCGAGAAGCGAUGGACAGAAAGAUGUCAGCUUUCGAAAUGGGUCGCCAUAUUUACUUAUAGUUAGGUUUAGAGAAACGUACUGUUAUUUAUUUAACGUGCUUCUAUGGUGUUUCUUGUCUUUUUUCUUACACUCACUUUACACAAUUCCAAUGGUUCCAUCUUGUGAUGUUCCCCCAAUAGGCGAAAGGGCAAUUUCACCCUGAAGUUUGUUGGGAUAAUUCAAAAACAGCCACAUCAUGGAAUCAUUGAAAAAGAAAAACGCGUAUAAUGUUGCCCACUGGUUGCACACUUAACCCCCCUUAACCUCUUAAGCUUAAAUUUAGCCGAUCUUUAUUUAUUUAACUCACCCUAAACGAUAAUCGGUGAAGCGACUCCACGUAGCAGGACGAGGUGUGCGUACACAAACACACACAUGUGGUGUCACAUUUUAGAAAUGUGACUCCUCUCUCGAGAGAGUGAAUGACCUUUCUCCUUAACACGCUGAAAGAGAAAAGCUGUCUGUUCAGAUACACUUCCAAAACCACUUGUUUCUCAUACUUCAGCAUACUUCACUCGACGGCACUUAGACUAUAGAACGAUAAACAAUAAUUAUUUAUUAUAUUUAUUAAUGAUUAGACAAAUAUUUAGCUAUUAACUUGAAUUGCUUCCAGAUCAUUCUGCGAAAAGGGACGAACCGGAGGAAAUGAAAAUAUAUAUUAUAGAAAAUAUAUGAGCGAUUAUAUAUUUGUGCGAGUAAAAUGUAUCAUAUUUAUACUCUUAUGAUUAGCUAAGCUUUAUCGAGAACAAAAAAAAUAUGUUAGCCUCGUAAGUAAUUUAUUGAGAACGUUACGUUUAGCUGAGAGAUAUUUAACGUAAAAAUACAGACGACUCUGGACGAGUCUAUUCUCCCCUUGUUAUUGUAUUGAAAAG